Messenger RNA from Clunio marinus, 739 nucleotides. The record is from the annotation of a GenBank genome assembly. Lineage: Eukaryota; Metazoa; Arthropoda; Insecta; Diptera; Chironomidae.
GUUUAAGUGAUGGCAAAUGUUAUUGAUACAAUUUAGAGGUACACCGACACAAAGACUCAUUCCAAUAAUCCCAUGGAGAACAUGGAUAUACUAGUAGGCAACGGCAUUCACAACGUUCUGUAUCCCAAAUUUGUAUACCAAGACAUUCUACACGUAAACAAUCGCACUUACAAAGAGUGUCACUCCAAAUCCAAUUUCCUGCUGGACAUGUCUCAAUCUGUUCGCAAACGCAUUUACAAAGAUUGUCAUCCCAUGUCUUUCCAUCAGAACAUUCUUCUAUUUGUGUGCAAUCGCAUUUACAAGACUUCUCAUUCCAAAUCGUCCCAUUGGGACAUUUCAUCUUGCGUGUACAAACACAUUCACAAAGUUUGUUAUCCCAAUCUUUUCCACAGGGACAUUCUUCAAUGCGUGCACAAACGCAAUCACAAAGUUCGUCACUCCAACUCUUUCCAUCGGGACAUAGUUUCACGAAUGCACAACGACAUUCACAACGUUUGUGAUCCCAAAUCUUUCCAUCGGGACAUUCUUCGAUUUCUUUGCAAACGCAUUCACAAAGUUUAUGAUCCCAUUUUUGAUCAUCACGACAACUCUCAAUCUCUGAGCAAACGCAUCCAUAUUCUUCAUAAUCCCAAAUUUUUCCAUCAGGACACUCAUAAUCACAUGGUUCACAUGUACAGAGAUCAUCAUUCCAAUCUUCCCCAAGAGCGCAUACGAUGUCUGGAGGGCUUUCACAACAAGC